UAUAUUGCUGUUAACAACAAAUUAAUUUCCUGUUUCGCUCGUUCUCUACCUUACUUUUUUACUUUUAGUAAAGGUUUACAUAUACUUUAUGGAAUGGCGGCUACAACUCUAGUUCUUUUGGUUACAUAUUCAUUGUUUUUACUUCAUGUUUCAACGCAGAGACUGGAAUUUCAGAAGUUCAGGAAUCAGACCAAUUUUAACUUCACUAACUGCAACAGGUCUGCUGUACCUUUCUACGUUACCUCCCUUGAAUUACAUCCCGAUCCAGUUCAACUUGGUGAGCUAAUCGUACUUGGGGCAGCGUUUGUUAUCGAAAAGGAUAUUGGAGAUAAUAGUAGAGUUGAGGUUGAACUAAAUCUGAGACUGAAGACAAGUAAAGGCUACACAGAAUUGUGCGAAAUCCUCGGCGCGGAUAAAUGUCAUUACAACGAUUUGUGUGAAAAACUAAAAACAUUGAUGAAGCGGAAUACAUGUCCAGAUUUCAUGAAGGAAAAGUAUCACAAUAACUGCUCUUGUCCAUUCUUAAAGGGGGAGUACAAUAUAGGGCGAGUGCCGUUAUUUUUACCCGGGUUGCCGUUUCAACUUCGAGGUGCAUUCGACAUCACAGUUAAUUUACAAGAAAAAGGGACACACAUAGGCUGCAUUAAUCUUCAGUUCUGUAUCACUAACUGCAAACCGCUGAGUGGAUAGUAAAGCAUUGCUUUACUGAAAAUUCCGGAAAACAGAGCCCUUUGAAUAAAUCAACCGUGAAGGUAUUUGGGAAACACUGCACAUGUCAUUACGUCAUGUCAACAGACUUAAUCAAAACGAAGCUGUUAUUAGUUUUUUCAUACAGACUUACUUUUUUGUGUUGUGACUUUUUAAUGUGAAAACAGAAGUUAAGCACCAUCAGAAAAGAUUUCUUAUGACAUGUUAUCAUAAGUAUUUAUAUGUCUUUUGUAUCUGCUGUUAAUAAGGCUGACAAUAUGCAAUAAAUUGUAACAAAUGAA
Mercenaria mercenaria is the source of this 989-nucleotide messenger RNA. Its product is annotated as ganglioside GM2 activator-like. The transcript has 5 exons. The record is from RefSeq and is a predicted model, not a curated record. Gene Ontology annotation, molecular function: enzyme activator activity; lipid carrier activity. Gene Ontology annotation, biological process: ganglioside catabolic process; lipid transport. Gene Ontology annotation, cellular component: cytoplasmic side of plasma membrane. The coding region runs from base 94 to 690 and encodes 198 amino acids. Lineage: Eukaryota; Metazoa; Mollusca; Bivalvia; Venerida; Veneridae.